GGGCCGCCGCCGCAACGUGCCGCGGCUGCGCCGACGCGCGAGCGCCGGGCAGCGCGGCGGGCGCGCUCAGUCUGGCGGCGGCGGCCGUGCGCGAACGGACGUGCCCGGAGCACCGCAGCCGCCCAGCCGCCCAGCCGCCCAGCCGCCCAGCCACCCGCGGCCGCCCCGCCGCGCGAGCCGCACCGCCCGCCAUGGUGUCAUGGAUCAUCUCCAGACUCGUGGUGCUUAUAUUUGGCACCCUUUACCCUGCAUAUUAUUCCUACAAGGCUGUGAAAUCAAAGGACAUUAAAGAAUACGUCAAAUGGAUGAUGUACUGGAUUAUAUUUGCACUUUUCACCACAGCAGAAACCUUCACCGACAUCUUCCUCUGUUGGUUUCCGUUCUAUUAUGAACUGAAAAUAGCAUUUGUAGCCUGGCUGCUGUCUCCCUACACAAAAGGCUCCAGCCUCCUAUACAGGAAGUUUGUGCACCCCACGCUGUCUUCAAAAGAAAAGGAAAUCGACGAUUGCCUGGUCCAAGCAAAAGACCGAAGUUACGAUGCCCUUGUGCACUUCGGGAAGCGAGGCUUGAACGUGGCGGCCACAGCAGCAGUCAUGGCUGCCUCCAAGGUGGCUCGACUCUUUCAUUUUGUCUUCUCUUGGGACCUCAGUGAAGGGCAGGUAACCCCGUUGAGAGGUGUGACUAACUCCAAACUGAUCCGGUGGGGUAGAGAAACCAGCUGCCCCCACCACCCACCAGCGCGUGGUCCGGAUCAGAGCCAGGGACAGGGUGCCUUAUCAGAGAGACUCCGGAGCUUCAGCAUGCAGGACCUCACCACCAUUAGGGGAGAUGGCGCCCCUGCUCCCUCAGGCCCUCCACCACCCGGGUCUGGGCGGGCCGGUGGCAAGCAUGGCCAGCCUAAGAUGUCCCGGAGUGCUUCUGAAAGCGCUGGCAGCUCAGUGUGUACCUGCUGCUCCACCUGCAGGACCAGGAAAGUGGUUGAGGGAGAUGUGAAUGAGGGUGGUGUGAAGGCAUGGGAGCCCCACCGGGUCCAAAACCCGUUGGCCUUUUCUGAUGAUGAGGAGGAAGACCUGCUGGAUUUCAUGUACAAGUAUAAGGCAACUCGAAAGACGGAGUUCCCCCUGGAGGCACCGCCUAGAAUCCUUCGAUCUCGCUUCAGGAAAAGUACCUCAUCCUCAGCCACUGAAACCACGUGAAUGAGAUGAGCCAACAGCACCAGAUACACAGAAUGUUUUUUCUCUGCCUUAAAGAGCUAUCACUUACUAAAAACAUAGACAUCUGCCAGCUGGUGUGCUUAGAGUGUGCAGCCUCAGUCACGGCCUUUUCUCUCCCCUCUUCCACUUUUAGGAUUGCUGUUUUUUCCUUUUCUUUAUUUUGCUGGGGAGAGGCUAAAGGGAAGGUAGUGUGUGUGUAGGGUGUGACCCUUCAGUCUUCUGAGGUUAUUUUCCACAAUUGGAUUGCCAUUAGACAGCAAUGUUUUUAGAAUAUAGAAGAAUUACCUGCCCUCCCCCCGCCGAGAUGUACAUUUGUAAUUUAUUUGUUGCAUACUUCAUUUUUAGUCCUGUAAAUGCAAACAAAGCAAUUUUUUAGAACUUUUUUUGUUCUUUUUGGGGGGUACUAAUACUUUGGACUACAGUGUACAUAUUUAUUAUGGCUUUUGGCUUCAUUUAAUAGACUUGCAAGGGCUGCCAGAGGUUCUGAUAAUGUAGCAAAAACAGAAGCGUAAAAAGUGUUUUUGGUUCUAGAGAAUGUCUUCAAUUGUGCUUAUUAGGAAGCUUCCCAAUACAGCUCCGGUGCAGUGUCCUUUUCCCUGCAGGACCACGGUCCGUGUCCUUCAGACGGUCCUUUAGUCAGUGUGCCAGAGAGGUGCAGACCAGAGAGAGUGCGUGCUCAGUGACGGAGACGGGCGUGACGAGGCCAGGGACACAGUCCAGAGGAAGAAAAGAGUCACAGGAAGCUUGUCUUCCCCUUGAACUCUGGUAGAGGGGCUUCUGAAUCCUUUCGGGAGGGUUACCAUUUGCCUCUGGCAGGUGGCUCACCCUUGGUAAAACCUUCUGGGGAUGUGGACAGAGCUGUUUGUGAGGAGCCAUUUAAAUGUUUCAAAAGUUCUUGACCAACGACUAUUUCUCCUUCAUAGUGACUGUGCUGUAACUCAUCUCCCCAGGCAGAGGGGUUUACAAUCUGAGCACCUCCUUCUAAAGAACACUAAGCAAAAACCAGCCAAUCAAACAAACCAAGACAAAACCUAGAACUACGCUCUCAGAUAUGCUCUAAAAUACAUCUGCCACCUGUGUAAUAUCAAAAGGCUGGGCUCUGGAAGGUUUUAGAGGUUGAGCUCUUCACGGAUAUCACUUGCUGCUCAGCUCCUGGGGCAGCUGUGGCUCCAACUCCUGUUCUUUUUCUUCCUCGUGCAGAAAGGGAACAGGAGGGAAGUCGCAUGCUCGUGGACACUCCAGGUCUUAAUGGGCAUUUCAUACAAGCCCAGAUCGCUUAGUAGGAGAAUGAAGCACUAUCCACCUAGACUGAGAAUUUCGUUAGAAGACAAUUUGGAUUAAAUAGCAUUUUGGAUGGAGGUGGCUGCUCUCCCCCUGGGGCACUGAGCCUAGAUGUAGGACUGUACAUUUGUGCUUAGAGUUGGGUGUUUCUUUCAGUGUAAUGCAUGCAGUGGUUACAACCCAGUUAUUAACAAAACUUGGACUGUGUUUGUUCAUAGAUGUGCCCUGAAGAUUAGAGAAUUAGUGUCACGUACCACACGGAACUCAGUCAACCAGUUGUAAAUAGGCCCAGCUGAAGGCCGUUCCCGUCAUUACUGAGCCACAUGAUGGCACAUCAGUGGUCUUUGCUGACAGCACAUCGGCUGGAUCUCAGCCACCUCAGAAAGGGUUCUACUUGAAGUUGUUACCAGAUAUGCUAUUUCCAUCCCUUCUUCCCAUAAUUACUCUGAAGGUGGCUUUGUAAUUUACAAAAGGAUUUAGGACAAUAAACCUAAAAGCAAACUUGUGAUUCAGAGGACAAAUAGAAGCUGUCUACUUGCUGUCUGCGCCUCACACCCACUAAUACUUGAACCUAUUUAGGGAAAACAAAAAUCUUUUCUUUAAGCUUACCGAAUAGUUUCAGACAGAGGAAAAAUACACGCUUUUGUACUUAUCUGUUAGUUGGGAGUACCCAGGAUUAUCAGAAACAAGUACAUAAGAAGCUUGUAAUUUAAGCAGCUUUAUAGCACCUUUUUUUGCCAAAAUAAUAAAUGCCUGUAGCUGUUACAGAUUAAAAUUCUAUUGUGUACAAGCUAUAUUUUCACUACUUCACAAUGGAAAGUUUUAACAAGUACAGACUAUCAAGUUUGCACUCAACUAUGCCAAAAACAAGUUUGAAGCUCUCUACUCUCAGACACGCUGUAUUACUUCUUGCUCAAGGUUCAGAAAACAAAGGUGUCCAAACUGCUGUCUUAAUGUAAAUGUAACUAUUUUUCCUUCAAGUGUUAAUUAGGGAGUCAGUUUCUCCCUUAAAAACACUCACUGUACAACUGAGAACAGCCGUCAUGUUCCUGGGAAAACGUUGUUUACUUAUCCAACAUGCUGUUGUGUAUGUGUAUGGACUGACACCAAAUGUGAAUGCCUCAAAGUGUACACGCAGUGGUGUGGUGUUCUGUCUAAACUGUUUUAAUUUGCUGACACACAGACUCAGGCUGCUUACAGAAGGUUAGCACGAAGUCUGUCCAGUCUCCCUGUAGUGACUUCCAGGUACCGGCCGCCGCACAGCGAUCUGUCUCCAAGGGGAGGCCUGGUGCUGUGCUUGUGCACUGGAGAGUGUAGUCACCACCCCCACUGGCUUUGUGUGAGUAGCUUGCUCGCUUCGCUGGCCUCUGAAAUGUGUUCCCUGCGGUAAACUGUCUGUUUGUGAUAGCAGUGCUUGUCCACCACGACCGCCACCAAGCACCUGCCUAGUUCCUCACCUUGCAGUGUUUGAAACGGUAAAGGAUGUGCUUCGUUCUCAAACAGCUGACAUGCUGGACUGUGAUGUGCGUAUCUCCCCUAGUUUAGCUCUGUAGACCCCAUAGAACCAUCUGUAAUAAAACAACAUACUGGACUGUGCGUCAAGGGGUGUAAAAUCAUGAUUCCAAAGGUUGAAGUUCUGCUGUUUUGUUAUAAUGCUUGAUAUAUAUCUUGAAUAAAGUCUUAACAUUUUUCUUUUAAAAAAUGCCUUUGUAAUGUUGGGCUUAUGAGCAAAGAGAAAAUACUUAAAGAAAAAAUGUGGAAGGUCACCCUGGCCGGGUAGCUCAGCUGGUUAGAGCGCUGCCCUGAUAUGUGAAGGCUGCAGGUCGAAUCUCUGGUCAGGGCACAUACAAGACCCAAUCAGUGAAUACACAACUAAGUGGAACAACAAAUCAUUGUCUGUCUCUUCCUUGCUCCCUCUCACUCAAAAAUCAAUACAUAAAAAUGUUUAAAAAAUGUAGAACAUUGCAAGGAUUAUGAGCUGAAUGCUCAGCCACCAAUAGGUUUGGUGCCUGGUGACC
Messenger RNA from Artibeus jamaicensis (Jamaican fruit-eating bat), 4513 nucleotides. RefSeq names its product receptor accessory protein 1 (gene REEP1). The record is from RefSeq and is a predicted model, not a curated record. Lineage: Eukaryota; Metazoa; Chordata; Mammalia; Chiroptera; Phyllostomidae. Gene Ontology annotation, molecular function: microtubule binding. Gene Ontology annotation, cellular component: cytoplasmic microtubule; endoplasmic reticulum tubular network; endoplasmic reticulum membrane. The coding region runs from base 192 to 1196 and encodes 334 amino acids. The transcript has 10 exons. Gene Ontology annotation, biological process: endoplasmic reticulum tubular network organization.